CUCAAAUCGCGACUGAUCAACCAUUGAACCAGCCAGAGAAAAAGAUCUACACCCGCCAUCAUGUCUGUAACACUCCACACAACACUCGGCGAUCUCAAAAUCGAAAUCUUUUGCGAAAGCGUCCCCAAAACAGCAGAAAACUUCCUAGCCCUCUGCGCCUCCGGCUACUACAACGCUUCCCCCUUCCACCGUAUGAUCCCUUCCUUCAUGGUGCAAACCGGGGCACCCGCCAACCCUUCCCCGCCCGAGAACCCCAAGGGCGGCCGGUCCAUUUACGGCCCGACCUUCGAAGACGAGAUCCGGCCAGUGCUGCGACACAACGAGCGGGGCAUCGUCAGCAUGGCCAACAAGGGGCCCAACACCAACGGAUCCCAAUUCUUCAUCUUGUUCGACAAGGCCCCGCAUCUGGACGGGCUGAACACGGUGUUCGGGAAGCUGAUUGGAGACGAGAGCUUGCAGACGCUGGCAAAGCUGGAGGGAUUGGAGGUGGAUAAGAAGAAUCGGAUCAAGGAGGAGGUGAGAAUCGAGACGGUUACGGUGCAUGCUAAUCCGCUGGCCAAGUGA
This is a messenger RNA of Neurospora tetrasperma FGSC 2508, 564 nucleotides long. RefSeq lists its product as uncharacterized. Gene Ontology annotation, molecular function: peptidyl-prolyl cis-trans isomerase activity. Gene Ontology annotation, cellular component: catalytic step 2 spliceosome. The transcript is spliced from 2 exons. The coding region runs from base 61 to 564 and encodes 167 amino acids. The record is from RefSeq and is a predicted model, not a curated record. Gene Ontology annotation, biological process: protein peptidyl-prolyl isomerization; protein folding. Lineage: Eukaryota; Fungi; Ascomycota; Sordariomycetes; Sordariales; Sordariaceae.